Melopsittacus undulatus (budgerigar) is the source of this 5225-nucleotide messenger RNA. It is a transcript of the gene ELMOD2, whose product is annotated as ELMO domain containing 2. Gene Ontology annotation, cellular component: membrane. Gene Ontology annotation, molecular function: GTPase activator activity. Lineage: Eukaryota; Metazoa; Chordata; Aves; Psittaciformes; Psittaculidae. The record is from RefSeq and is a predicted model, not a curated record. The transcript is spliced from 8 exons. The coding region runs from base 175 to 1077 and encodes 300 amino acids.
GCGGCUUCCGGCGGGAGGAUGCGUGCGGCGGCCCGGUGCCGCUAGGCCGCCGGCACGGAGGGCGCGGGGCACUGCCCGUUAACGGCAGCGCGGGGCUGAGGGCACCCGGCGCGGGAGGCCGGUCACCGGUGGCUGCCGCCGCCGCGCCCCUCCCGCUAACGCGGGGCGUCCGUCAUGCAGAAGAUGUUGAUGUACUUGUGGGGCUUCCUGUACAACAACUACCUGCGGUUCUGGCUGAAGUGGCUCCUGAGGCUGCUGACUCAGAAAUGCGAACUGCAGCGGGUCUUAGAGGGCUCCAAGGCGGGUGCGCGGCGGACGCUGAGCAUAGAACAUUCACUGGAGUCAUCGAAGAAUAAGAUUUUGAGAAAUGCUGUGCAUGUUGAAGAAGCCGAAGUGGAGAAGUGUGUCAGAGAUUUAAUGAAAGAAAAGAAAAUCAAACAGAAGGAUACAGGGUUUAAGACAGAUCUGCGUAUAUCCUUACUGCAGAUAUCAGGUUAUAAAAAACUUUACUUGAAUGUGGAAGAUCUGAGGAAGAUCCCAUAUGAUUCAGAUAAUGAAGAGCAUGAAGACCAGUUAAUUGAGCUUUGGAAUUUGCUGAUGCCUCAUGAGAAUCUGAAGGCCAGAAUCACCAAGCAGUGGUGUGACAUUGGCUUCCAAGGUGAUGACCCCAAAACAGACUUCAGAGGAAUGGGACUGCUGGGGUUAAUGAAUCUGGUGUAUUUCAGUAAGCGUUACACAGAGGAAGCUCGUCAGAUCCUUUCUCAUUCACAUCACCCAAAGUUGGGAUAUUCUUAUGCAAUAGUUGGAAUCAACCUGACAGAAAUGGCAUACAGCUUACUUAAGAACGGUGCUUUAAAGUCUCAUCUGUACAACAUGGUCUUUGGAUUGCCGCAAAUGGAGCACUUCCAUCAGUUUUACUGUUACCUGGUUUAUGAGUUUGACAAAUUCUGGUUUGAAGAAGAACCAGAAAGCAUUAUGCACUUCAACCACUACAGAGAGAAAUUCCAUGAAAAAAUUAAGGGACUUCUCCUGGAUUGUAAUGUGAUACUGACCUUAGGAGAUACAAAGAAACCUUAACUCCUCUGCAGUCUAUGAGGUUCUGCAUCAAAAAUGGAGUUAUGCAUUUGGAUAAAGUCUUGCAUGUUCCACCAAAAACUGUUUAAUAAUAGAACCUUUUUACUGUCUUUUUUUUUUACGUCUAAGAAGAUAAUCAAAAGUGAGUUCAGAAAGCUUGGACAAUCAGCCUCUGUUUACAGGUCUUUAUAUGCUAUUCUCCAAAGGACAGCUUUUUAAAAAAACAAAAUGCAGAACAAAAACCAACCAACAAGCCAAGACAAAAAAUAACCCUCUAAUCUCAAGAGCCUCUGGAGCAUUUGCUUUCACAAUUUCUAUUAUACUUCUUGGUGCAGGGACAUGAAGCAGGUAUUUAUGCUGCAUCGUGUUUUCCAUUAACAAAUUUGACUGUUAAAUUGUCUUUUAAAAACUUCUUUUAGUUGAAAUUACUCUGGUUUUAAAUUUUGUUUUCUAGUUCUUAAAUGUAGUUGAUGGUUCACUCAUCAAUGUUAAAAUUCCCUGUAAAGGAGAUGUCCAUGAAGGGGAUGUUUUAGUCACUUAUGAUUCUGGAGAACAGCCUUAAUCCAUCAACAUACUGACAUACUUAGGAGAAAUUACUUCUGGCUAAGGAAGUUUUCUUAUCUACGGCUUUGUACCAGCAAAUUCCUAUGCUUGGAAAAAGCUUAGUUUGCAAACAAACAAAAAGAACCACAAAUCAUCAGUGUGAGGAUCAGAUCCUCUGCCUAAAGCUACUCCUUCUAAAAAUAUUCGUACUGUAAAACAUUUCAAUUCUUUCUAACCUGACUGCUGCUCAGGCUGCUUGACUCUCCAUUUGUUGUCAGCUGUCCCUUUAGCAGCUAAUGGGGUCUUCUCAGUGGGAAAUAAAAGAGUUAGUUUAGCCCUUUUAUAUAGUUCACUCAUUAAAAACCUUUGUUGCAGCUGCAGUCCCUAUUUUGUGAGAAUAAACCCACACGAAGUACAAGUCUCUAACAAAGAUGUCUUUUCCAUGGAAGGGAUGCAACUGUUACAUGUUUCUCAAUCUUGGCACCCUCAGACAAUCUAGUCAAUAGGACUUCAUAUCUAUAGUGUGACUAAUGGUUGCUUAAAGCAACUAUAAACACAUUUGGUAUGAUCAUCACUUCAUUUUUUAAAAACCUACUAUUAAAUAUAAGUGCCUUCUGCUUUAUUCAGUCAGUGUUUUAUUUUGAUUCUGUAACCAGAUCAUAGCCUUAGAAACUUGAUUUAUUUGGGAAAGACUCUUUAAGUAUAUACCUAAAUAGCACACAGUGGCACAAAAUAUUUGUAUGCUAAUAUAAGCUUUCAUGCCUUUGUUUUUUUUUUAAUCAUCUCAGGUAAAUCAGUUAACUUUUAGUCAGUGACUAAUCAUGAAGAGAUUCCUGAACAAUAUAAAUAUUGAACACAAGGAAAAAGACAAACCUGUUUUUGUAAUGAGUAUUGUUACACUACAUAAGUAUUAAAUGUAUUAUAAUAUGUAAUACUACACCUGCUUGGAGAUAAUCAAACCCCAACUGGGCAUGGCUCUGAGCAGCCUGAUUUAGGUGACUGCUCUGGGCAGGGGGUUGGCCUAGGUGAUCUCCAGAGCUGCUUUCCCACCUCUGUAAUUCGGUGAGUCUAUUGAAUAACUUCUUGCACUGCAUCUACCCAGUUGCUUUUGGUUCCUUAAAUGUUGGUAGUCUCUUAUUCGUGGGAAGGCUCCUGAUCAGGGUAGCCAGUAUAGAUGUAGAAAGUAACACAGGUCUGUUUUCAUUUUAGGAUACCUUCGAUAUAGAUGAGAGUUAAACAAUUCUCGGUUUUAACAUGUGCAGGAUGGAGAAGUGUUUCUCUCAUCUAUGUUGGGUCGAGGCUAUUCUACUGAAAAAUAAAAGAUAAUGUGAAGACGCUUGUAGGGAGAAUGUUAAUGGUUAUGCCAUGGCUUGGAAGCUGAACAGCUAAACUGACUGAUUAGGUAACAAAACUGACAACAGGAAACCAAGUUCUUUUGCUACUCCCAGGUAUUUGAGUCCUGUAAUUAUCACCACUAACAAAGCUGGAUCCCAUAGUGAGUGUUCUGGGAUUCAGGUCUUGCAAUGGAGCUGUUUUUCCUGACCCUUAUAGAUACUGUCCAUUCCUAAAACCUGAGGAAGGAGGUGGAAAGUGGACUCUUUUCCAGUGGCUGAGAGGUUAGUUGUCUGUUACUUUCUAGCCCCAGCUUCUGUCAUGUUUGUCUUUGUUAAUAAUUUUUGCUAUUGCUUGCAGAUCUGCUUUGCAAACAACGUAAGACUAACUUUUGGAAUUUCAGAAGUGACCCCAAUAUGUUUAGCAGCAGGAGGAGGAAAAGAGAGCUCGUUCUUGGUUUUUAUCUACUGCUUGCUAGAAAGUACUGAAAUUGCUUGAGCCAUCCUCUAAAGCACUCCCCUGCAUCAGAGUCUGCAAGCUUUUGAUUUUUUGUUAUUGCAACAGUUGCUAAUUAACUUACAUCCUCCUCUUUCCAGCCUUGGAGCUUUCACUCGGCUCCUGGUUCGCUGGGAGGCUGACAUUUAACUACUGCCAAGGCUUUUAAUGCCCAACUAUCAAGCUUCACAUUUCCUAUCACACACCUAGGACCUUUUAGUGUAGAAUGUAGGCUGAGCCUGAUGAGAUGCAUCUACUGUGGCAGUACACAAGGAAAAAAAGUAAACCCAGCCCUCAUCAGAUGAGAUAUAUGGGAAUGCAUUAGUUUGCAUGUAGUGAUUAAGGUGAACACUCUGUUAGGCUCCAAUACACCUUCCCAGUGAACAGGCAGAAUAUGCAUGUAGUUUUGUAUGCUCAGGUAGCUCAGGCCUCGUGUCUAGGAGUCACUAUCUGUAGACUAGUAAUGGGUGUCCUUGUUUGCACCAAGUCAUAGGAUAAUUGUAUUAUGGUUGUAGCUAGAAAAUAUAUGGGAAAAAGUAAAAUUGUGUUUAGGGAAUAGCAAUGUUUUACUAGUCAGCAUUUUAUACUAACUGUUGUAGGGCAACAGUCCUAAGGUUAUGGUACUGGAGGUAGGCCACCUUUCUGCAAGUUGAUAUAAUCAAUUUGUCUAGAUAAUGAAUUUGUCUAACAGCAGAAUUUGUUGCUUGUGGUUUUAGUCUAAGAGUCUUAAAACCUUGCUAAAAUCUUUUGUUAUUUAUUAACUGUCAUGUUUUAAAGUAUGUAUUAUCUUAUUAGAAUUUGCAGGUACUAUUAGUUUUCUACUUGCUGCCUCUUGAAAGCAUUCACAAUGUGAAAGCUUAUAUGCAAUAAUAAUUUUAAUAAGAAAACCCAACAAAACUGAAGACAACGAGGUGGUUCUCAAAGUAUUUUGUUGUUACUGCAGGAGCAACUGUUUCACAGACUACCUCCACUUAUGUUAUUUAGUGUAUGCUUGAAAUGUGGUGCCAUUCCGUGAAAAAUUAACCUGAAGUAGAAGUUUACCACAAGCAAAGUAAAAUCUAGUCUUUUAGUAAGUAAAUAUCGCUUCAUAAGGAAGAGACUUGUUUGGAAAGCAGUGCUAUUUAGGAAGGAAGGAACCGAGGAAGUUUUUAAAGUGGUUAUGCUUCUGUCAUUUGAUAGAGCUGCAGAAAGAAUAGGGCACUAUGUCCUAAAGGACUGUAGAAAUGGGGCCAAUUUAAGCACCUCAGCUAUAUAGUUUUGGAUUUUCACUCUUUGAAAAACAAAACAUUAAACACAUACACAAAGCACCAAGCAUUUCCAGAUUAUCCAUCCUAGCUUAAAUAAUGACAGACAUUUUACACAACCAGAUCAGAUAACCUUGGUUUUAAGAGUUACCGUGAUGAAAAAGUUUGUAUUUAGUUAGGUGUGAGUUCAGCAGUCAGUAUUCUUGGAAAUACUGCUAGUGAGUUUGUGGUAGAUGUAACAUGUUGUUCCUUUCUGUCAUCCUUGGUUUGUGUUGCUGCUAUACACUGGUGAUCACUCUUCGGGCUGAUGUUUCUUGUGCCAGUCUAGAUAACUGUCUUUGUCUAGGGGAGAACAAACAAAAGCCAGCCCAAGAACAGGUUGUGGGCAGUUUCCUCUUCUCACACUGUGCUUAGAUAGCUGCGUACUAAUAGAAAUUUCUGUUUACCACAGUAUAAAAGCAAUAAUGUAAACUGUGAUGUCUGUGUAAUAGAAAGAUGUUUACAAUGGUAGCAAAUAAAGAACAAGUUACUCCAAAA